This is a messenger RNA of Mugil cephalus (flathead mullet), 3158 nucleotides long. It is a transcript of the gene trap1, whose product is annotated as TNF receptor-associated protein 1. The record is from RefSeq and is a predicted model, not a curated record. Lineage: Eukaryota; Metazoa; Chordata; Actinopteri; Mugiliformes; Mugilidae. Gene Ontology annotation, cellular component: mitochondrial inner membrane. Gene Ontology annotation, molecular function: ATP binding; protein kinase binding; ATP-dependent protein folding chaperone. The transcript has 18 exons. Gene Ontology annotation, biological process: protein folding. Bases 117 to 2276 code for a protein of 719 amino acids.
AUUUCAACGCGCCGUCGCACGUCCCCGGCUGUAGCAGGUUUAGCGUGUGUCUCCGUGUCUCCGUGGGUCAACCGCCCGGUCACAUUUGACAUCUAGUCCCCGUCCCGUGUGUCGCCAUGUCCCGCUGUCUCGCCUUGGCUCGGUUCGCCCUCGGUUCUUGUCGGAGGACGGCUUCUCCGCUAACGUCAUGUGCGCGGGGCCUGAGCGUGAGAAGUGCGGCGCCCCUCGUUCCCAGAGACCUGCAGGUUGGACGGCAGCAGAGGUGGAGCGGUCGAUCCAGGGUGUGGAGCUCGCAGUGGUCCGGCCUCGGCUUCAGCCAGCAGUCUUACUACAGCACCCAGGAGGUAGAGAAGGACCCAGAGGAGGAGCCUCUGCACACCAUCAUCAGCGAUACGGAGUCUGUAGAAGGUAAUUUUUCCAAACAUGAGUUUCAGGCUGAAACAAAAAAGCUGCUGGACAUUGUCGCCAGGUCCCUGUACUCUGAAAAAGAGGUUUUCAUCAGGGAGCUGAUCUCUAACGGCAGCGACGCUCUGGAGAAACUGCGCCACAAACUGAUCACGGGUGGCGGUGACACGGCUCCUAUGGAGAUCCACCUGCAGAGCGAUGCCGCAAAAGGCACCUUUACCAUCCAGGACACAGGAGUUGGUAUGACCCAAGAGGAGCUGGUGGCCAACCUGGGGACUAUCGCCCGUUCUGGCUCCAAGGCAUUUUUGGAUGCUCUCCAGAACCAGGCGGAGGCCAGCAGCACCAUCAUCGGUCAGUUUGGCGUCGGAUUCUACUCCGCCUUCAUGGUGGCCGACCGCGUGGACGUGUACUCUCGCGCCGCUGAGCCCGGCUCGCCCGGGUACAAGUGGUCCUCAGACGGCUCUGGAGUUUUUGAGAUUGCUGAGGCCAGUGGCGUCCAGCAGGGGACGAAGAUUGUGCUUCACCUGAAAGAGGACUGCAAGGAGUUUGCCACUGAGGACAGAGUGAAAGAUGUUGUAACAAAGUACAGCAACUUCGUGAGCUUCCCCAUCUUCCUGAACGGACGGAGGCUCAACACUCUGCAGGCCUUGUGGAUGAUGGACCCAAAGGAAAUUAGCGACUGGCAGCACGAGGAAUUCUACCGGUACGUCGCCCAGGCGUACGACAAGCCCCGCUACACCCUGCACUACCGCGCCGACGCCCCGCUCAACAUCCGCAGCAUCUUCUACGUCCCCGAUGCCAAGCCGAGCAUGUUCGACGUGAGCAGGGAGAUGGGCUCCAGCGUGGCGCUGUACAGCAGGAAGGUCCUGAUCCAGACCAAAGCCGCUGACAUCUUACCCAAGUGGCUGCGCUUCCUUCGAGGUGUGGUGGACAGUGAGGACAUUCCCCUGAACCUGAGCAGAGAGCUGCUGCAAGAGAGCGCCCUCAUCAGGAAGCUCCGUGACGUCCUGCAGCAGAGAGUGAUUCGCUUCCUGCUGGAGCAGAGCAAGAAGGAGCCGGAGAAGUACAACAAGUUCUUCGAGGACUACGGCCUCUUCAUGAGAGAAGGCAUCAUCACCACCCAGGAGCAAGACGUCAAGGAGGACAUCGCCAAGCUGUUGAGAUACGAGUCGUCGGCUUUGCCAGCCGGCCAACAUACUAACCUGGUGGAGUACUCGUCCCGCAUGAAGGCCGGGACGCGCAACAUCUACUACCUGUGCGCCCCCAACAGACAUCUAGCAGAGCACUCGCCCUACUACGAGGCCAUGAAACAGAAAGACAUGGAGGUGCUGUUCUGCUACGAGCAGUUCGACGAGCUGACCCUGCUCCACCUCAGGUCCUUCGACAACAAGAAGCUGAUCUCGGUCGAGACCGACAUCGUGGUGGAUCACUACAAGGAGGAGAAGUACGAGGAAAAUAAGCCAGCGUCCGAGCGCCUCACACAGGAGCAGGCCGACGACCUGAUAGCGUGGAUGAAGAACGUUUUAGGUUUCAGAGUCACCAACAUUAAGCUGACUCCUCGUCUCGACACCCACCCAGCCAUGAUCACCGUGCUGGAAAUGGGCGCCGCACGCCACUUCCUCCGCACCCAGCAGGUGGCGCGCAGCCCCGAGGAGAGGGCGCAGAUACUGCAGCCAACGCUGGAGAUAAACGCAGGACAUGAUCUGAUCAAGAAGCUGCAAGCGCUGAAGGACACAAACUCCGAACUGGCUGGAUUGUUACUGGAACAGAUCUAUGACAACGCCAUGAUCGCGGCAGGUCUGAACGACGAUCCCCGGCCCAUGAUUUCCCGCCUCACCGACCUCCUGACUAAAGCUUUGGAGAAGCACUGAGAGUCACCUGCAGACACCAGCAGUGCAGACUGUGUUUAGAUGACAGCGGCUUGUAGGUCAGAGCUGGAGGACUGCAGAACGCCACAGGCCGCUGUUCACCUGGAGCCAUCAUUUCUUUCACAUCCCCCCCCCCCUCUGGAGUGCUUUUAGUUCCCGAUGAUGGAGCGCACGGGAAAAGGCUUAAAAAGGAAAAAAACUGCUUCUACGUCUAUACUCCUGAACCAUUUUCCUUCAGAGUUUCAGUUUGUGUUGGAUUUCAUCGGCCGGCUGGGUGCGGUUAACGCCUGUCAGUCACAUUCCUGUCACGCCCUUUUUAAAAACGGUUGUGUGUUAAAUGUUGACAUGCUGUUCAAAAGAGCAGGUACCACCAAAAUAAAUCAGCUACACAAAAAAAAGAAUUAAGUGAGUGAGAUGCAUUGAAUGUUGAACCUGUUGAAAUAAAAUGUUAGUGCAGCUAAUGACACGACUGACAUGUCGUAACCCCCUUGUCUUUCUCUAUGAACCUGUCUUUUUGUUAUAUUUAUGUUCACUCUUGUGGUUCAUUAGCAGCCUAAAAUUGUAUGUAAGGUGUGUAGCUGUCAGUGUUGUCGAACCAGGCUUUCUUUGCAAGUACUUGUCAACCUCACUGGUAAUCUUGGCUGGUUGCUCCCCCGUCCACAUCAACUUACAGAAAUAAAACACGUUUCAGGAAAAUGAAAAAGAAGAAGCGUCAAAUCCAGAAUUUACUUCAAAAUACAAUUUUACUGCAUUUCAAAGUAACAUCUCUGCUGUGAGGGCGAGUACGAGGAAACCCUCCGCUUCAAGGCGUCAUCCUCACGUGUGUCACAGACUGGAUGUUUGGAGAUGAUGGGCAGAUGAGUUCAAAUAAAGUGAUUCUCAGUA